UUCAUGCCCUGUGUGUGUUCUUUCCAACAGGGUUUUGCUUUUUGUUGAUUCAGAUUCCCUCCAAUAAUCUAGAGAAAGCUGCAUAGUAUCUUCAGAAGAUUCUCUGGACAAGAGCUGCGAAAUCAAAUCAAUGGAGGACAAGAACCAGUACGGUGUGUGGAGGUUGGCGGGAGAGGAAGAACUCCAGGUGGAAGACGUGUGGGAUGUUCUUGAUGAUGGAUACGGACAUGGACAUGAACAUGAACAUGAUCAAUCAACUUCAGAAAUCGACAAAACCUCGGAUCCCUCUUUUCCGUUCCAAAGGUCUCGUCCUAGGGUUAUCCCAAGAACAACCACAAGCAGCGUACGGACAAGGCAACACUCGGCUCCUGUCAAUGUUCCUGACUGGUCAAGAGUUCACAGAGGGAAGCCAAAGAAAGCUGCUUCCAGUGAUGAUGAUGAUGAUGAUGAUGUGUCGCCGGAGGCGUAUUUCAUGGGUCGGAUACGAUCACCAUCGUUCUCGGUCAUCGAAGGAGCUGGCAGGACGCUGAAGGGGAGAGAUCUGAGCAAGGUUAGGAAUGCAGUGCUGAAGAAAACUGGCUUUCUUGAGUAGCAAGUUUCCUCUUUUAGUUUUUUAAUACGAACAAAGAUUCCAAGAUUCCCCUGUUCUUAACGGUCCAUGGAAACGUAUUGAUAUGAAAUAAAAUUAAUACCAACCACGUAAUACUUCUCUUUUGUUUCAUUCAUAUGCUAUUCAAUAUUCAUCCAUCAAUACAAAUACGACACACAUAUAUAUAGUGUGUAUAUAUAUAUAUAUAUAUAUAUGUCAUAUAUAAACAUGGUUCAAGCCCACACAAGCAUCAAUAAGACUAUACAUAGCUUCCACUUUAUCUCCUUUGAAAAAUCUCAACUCUUUUAUUGCUAAAUCCUUCGUCUCCUCCACUCGUUUCAUUGUUUCCACGUUGUCUUCUUCGCCG
Messenger RNA from Tarenaya hassleriana, 956 nucleotides. RefSeq lists its product as uncharacterized. The record is from RefSeq and is a predicted model, not a curated record. The coding region runs from base 131 to 592 and encodes 153 amino acids. NCBI's taxonomy places the organism in Eukaryota, Viridiplantae, Streptophyta, Magnoliopsida, Brassicales, Cleomaceae. The transcript has 2 exons.